GCCGGUGCCGCAGCCAGGGCCGCCAGCCUUCUCGCCCCUUCCAAAGCCCGAAUUUUCCCCGGCUCCGGGUUCCCCGUUCGCCUCCGCUUCCUCCUCCGCUCCAGGAAUAUAGAUAGCCGGAGGAAAAAAAACAGAGGAGGAGGAGGGGGGGAGGGGCGAGGCAUCGAGAACCCGGAUUUCAAUCCCCACCUCGCCGCUCCCACCGGCGCGGACCGCGUCCCGUUCGAUUGCCCCAGGAGGCCAGGAGUGUUCUGUUCUGCCCAGGAUGAGCACCGAGGCCGGGGAGCUGCUCGGGAUCGACCCCGUCGAGCUACGGUUCCCAUUCGAAUUAAAUAAGCAGAUCUCGUGCACGCUGCAGCUGACGAACAGGACAGACAAGCAGGUCGCGUUCAAGGUCAAGACAACGAGCCCGAAGAAGUACUGCGUUCGACCGAAUAAUGGCAUUGUGGCACCCCGGUCCACAGCCGAUGUUGUUGUUACAAUGCAAGCGCAGCGGGAGGCGCCACCGGACAUGCAAUGCAAGGACAAAUUCCUUGUGCAGAGCGCCAUUGUGGCCAAGGAGAUUGUGCCAAAGGAAGUCACCGGAGACAUGUUUACCAAAGAAUCAGGCAAUGUGGUUGAUGAAGUGAAAUUGAAGGUGGUUUAUCUCACGCCAUCCACCCAAAGCGAGGGAUUUGAGGAUGGUUCUGCGGGCAGUUUGAAUUAUCAAGAGCCACUUGCUUUGAUUUCGAAACUGAUGGAGGAGAAGAAUUCUGCUGUUGAACUGAACAACAAGCUUCGGCAAGAAUUGGAUCUUCUGAGGCGAGACAUCAGCAGGCAGCACGGUGGUUUCUCAUUAGUUUUAGUACUGGUGGUUGCUAUUAUGGGAAUACUACUAGGUUUCCUCAUGAAGAGAUGAGUGCGUAAUGAUUUAUCUUGUUUGGCUUUUCUUUCAAGAACUAAACAAAUUGUACGUGUUCUCUGUGUGCUUGCUAUUGUACAACUCCGAUCCUGGUCUGUUUGUCAUAGCAUCUGAUGCCUAUUGUAAUUUUCUGAUUCAAAUUAUAAAGUUUAGCCAGUCAAUAAGUCGUAGUUCUCCCCUACACACGAGCUGCUACCAGCUUGCUAUUGACAUGAGGUUUAGCCUUUUGAAAUUUGAAAGAUUGACUAAUUGUUGGCAUCCUUUUGUACAUACAAACAGAAUUGUUUCUUUGAAA
Molecule: messenger RNA, 1196 nt
Organism: Panicum hallii
Lineage: Eukaryota; Viridiplantae; Streptophyta; Magnoliopsida; Poales; Poaceae
Product: vesicle-associated protein 1-2-like
Exons: 7
Coding region: 266-898 (210 amino acids)
Biological process (GO): endoplasmic reticulum membrane organization
Cellular component (GO): plasma membrane; endoplasmic reticulum membrane
Source: RefSeq, a predicted model, not a curated record